ACCAUAAUAUCUGGGAAAACAACAAAACCAAAAUCCACGAAGAGAAAGGCAUGUCAUGUGUAGAGUAAAAUAGGAGGAAAUACAGGGUAAGCUGUCUCUUCCCCUACUUUGCGUGAUAAAUAUAUAAUAAGGAAAGGAAGGAGCGGUUUUAGGGAAGUAGUUGAGUAAAAAUAACAAUGGAGCGCAAUGAGAGUGGCAUCCACAACGUUAACGAUGAUUACAAUACAGAACUUCUGCCUCAGCGAGAUGAAAGGUCGUCGUCUUCAUGGCGUCUCAACCUCGACGAGUUUCGCCUUCCCCAACAAAGCUUAUCCUCUCAGGACGAUCCUUUCUCUCGCCUGCUUUGUACCCCUAAGAAACAGCGGAAGGUUUCAGAGUACUACAAAAAGCAAGAAAGGCUCCUUGCAGGAUUUAAUGAGAUGGAGACCAUGAAUGAGAUGGGUCGUUUGCCCGAUAGCCUAACCGAGGAUGAAAUGAAGCAACUUGCAAGGAGUGAGAGGAUGGCAGUUCAUGCGUCUAACGCUGCCAAUUUGGUGCUUUUUGGUGCCAAGGUAUUUGCCUCUAUUGAAAGCAAAUCUUUGGCAGUCAUUGCAUCAACUUUGGAUUCACUCUUGGAUCUCCUGUCGGGAUUUAUUCUAUGGUUCACUGCGCAUGCCAUGAGAACCCCCAAUCAAUAUCACUAUCCAAUUGGAAAGAAACGAAUGCAGCCCGUUGGUAUCAUUGUUUUUGCUUCAGUAAUGGCAACUCUAGGAUUACAAAUAUUGCUGGAGUCUGUCAGGGAACUGAUUGCAAAGUCCCACCCGGAGAUCAAUCACAUGCAAGAGAAAUGGAUGAUCGGGAUUAUGGUUUUCGUGACGGUGGUGAAGUUCGUCCUCAUGGUCUAUUGCCGGCAGUUCAAAAACGAAAUCGUUAGAGCCUACGCGCAGGAUCAUUUCUUCGAUGUGGUUACUAACUCUGUUGGUUUAGCAACAGCUGUUCUAGCUAUUCAUUUCCGCUGGUGGAUUGAUCCAACUGGAGCUAUAAUUAUAGCACUAUACACGAUGAGUACCUGGGCCAGAACAGUGAUUGAGAAUGUAUGGUCACUAAUUGGAAGAAGCGCACCACCUGAUUUUCUAGCAAAAUUGACGUAUCUGAUAUGGAACCACCAUGAAGAGAUACAACACAUUGACACAGUAAGGGCAUAUACAUUUGGUUCCCAUUACUUUGUGGAGGUUGACAUAGUGUUGCCUGAAGACAUGCUGCUGAACAAAGCACACAACAUUGGUGAGAAACUGCAGGAGAAGCUAGAGCAGCUACCAGAAGUUGAGCGAGCCUUUGUGCAUAUCGAUUUUGAGUUUACACAUAGGCCUGAACAUAAGACCAUGGUCUGAGUCCGAUGCUUGCAUCGGUGUGGUUUGAUCUCCCAACCUCAUUAUUGUGCUUUCAUACUUCAUAAAUUGUUCACCCCUUAGCGUCUCUCCUGGUUGUAGUCCCAAAUGCUACAUAAUUUUACUUGUCUUAUUAUAUCAUUAACUACGCAUCGUAUGAAUCCCUCUCA
Molecule: messenger RNA, 1537 nt
Organism: Gossypium raimondii (Peruvian cotton)
Lineage: Eukaryota; Viridiplantae; Streptophyta; Magnoliopsida; Malvales; Malvaceae
Product: metal tolerance protein 10
Exons: 6
Coding region: 177-1370 (397 amino acids)
Biological process (GO): monoatomic cation transport; transmembrane transport
Cellular component (GO): membrane
Molecular function (GO): monoatomic cation transmembrane transporter activity
Source: RefSeq, a predicted model, not a curated record